AAAAAGCAGUGAGGUGUUGAUGAUUGUUGAUCUGAUUUGAGGGUGGUCAACAGGCGCAUGAGCUCAGCUCAACUCUUCCCGAACCCCCAAAACAGGCAAACCUUCUCAUCUUCCUCUCUCCCUUCCCCCUUACUUCGAUCUCAACUUGACCAAACAAAACUACCAAAUUAGAACUCAAUCCAUCCAUCUACAUACCAUCCAUAGUCAACUCGAUCGAGCCCCAUGAAGUUCGGGGUGACCAUCAAGGAUGCACUCCAUGAAGAAUGGUCAAAGUAUUACGUCGACUAUGCUGGACUCAAGAAGUUCAUCAAAUCUAGACAGGCUAAGAAACAGUGGGACGAGAACGACGAACAGGUCUUCGUACGAGAACUAGAUCAAGAAUUACAAAAAGUCGCCAACUUUCAAGAACGAAAGAUCUCUGAUUUACACCAGAAGAUCAGUUUAUAUGAAGCCGAAGUCAAGGAACUAAUCGAAUCCAACUCGGGUCGCCGAUCCAAGCCGGCCUCCAACGAGGACGAGAACGAGGAGCCACCGACGGAUGAAGAGAGGAUUGAGGCCACCUUGGGCAGCACGAGUGACGACGAGCUGGACGAGGAGGCAGAGGAACACUAUGCCACCCUCGAAUACGAACUCACUCAUAUCAUCGCCGACGUUCAUGACCUGGGUCACUUCUCCCAUCUCAACUACACCGCAUUCAUCAAGAUCGUCAAAAAACACGACAAAAAGACUGGAUGGGAGUUACGCCGAGAGUUCAUUCAACACCACCUCGAAACUCGGCCGUUCUAUAAGGAGAACUACGAAGCCCUCGUCGUCCAACUCUCGCGAUUGUUCAACCUCGUCCGGACCAGAGGUCAGCCCCCUGUCGGCGACAGUGCUGCCGGCGGCGGUCAAAGCGCUUUCGUGAGACAAACUACUAAAUAUUGGGUUCAUAGAGAUAACUUUGUUGCCUUGAAAUUGUUGGUUUUGAAACACCUUCCCGUCUUAGUUUUCAAUCCGGAUAAAGCAUUCGAGCCAUCUGAUUCAGCGAUAUCAUCUAUAUACUACGACAACGAAGACUUAGAGCUUUACUUAGGUAGAUUAGAGAAGACGGAAGGGGCAGAAGCGAUCCGAAUGCGAUGGUAUGGAGAUAUGUCAGUGAAACAGAUCUUUGUUGAACGCAAAACACAUCGAGAAGAUUGGACGGGCGAGAAGUCGGUGAAGGCCCGAUUCAGUAUCAAGGAGGAACAACUAAAUGAUUAUCUGGCGGGGAAGAUUACGAUGGAUGAGCAUUUCGAGGCGAUUCGAAAAAAGGGGAAGAAGUCGGACAAGGAGGUAGACUCGAUGAUCAGAUUGGCUAAGGAAGUGCAGGAACGAGUCAGGCAGAAGAAACUUCAACCUUGUGUUCGCACGUUUUACAAUCGGACCGCGUUCCAACAACCUGGAGAUGCUCGGGUCCGGAUCUCAUUUGAUACGGAUUUGACGAUGGUCAGAGAGGAUAACUGGGAUGGCAAGACCAGGCGACCUGAUAACAAUUGGCGUCGGACGGAUGCUGGGAUCGAUUUCCCAUUCCCCACAGUCGAGGAAGACGAUAAACACAUCUUUCCGUACGGAGUUCUGGAGGUCAAAUUACAGACUCAAUUGGGACAAGAGCCUCCGGAAUGGGUCAAAGAAUUAGUCUCGGGGCCAUUGGUAGAAGCCGUGCCGAAGUUCUCGAAAUUCAUUCAUGGCUGUGCCACCCUGAUGCCCAACCGAGUUUCGUUGGUGCCCUUCUGGCUCCCUCAGAUGGAGAUCGACAUCAAGAAGAAUGAGCCGCUCAAACUCAUCGACCGGCCCGCCACGCUCUCACGCCACCCGUCAGAAAUCAGACCCUCAGGGAACAGGAAUGGCAAGAGUAAUGCCGACCAAGCCCGACCAUACAGCGAGCCUCUAUCGGAGGAUGAAGAGGGGAUCGAGGGCUCUGGGGAUCGGUUACAGAAGGCGUCGAGUCCGGAGACGGAAGGCCAAUGGGCCGGCUUAUCGGCCGAUGUAGCCACGUCGGCCACGGCGAGUCGGGUGGCCGGGGCCAAUCCGGACGGGGCGCCAAGCUCGACCGGGAACAUUGUCGAGGAGGCCAAGGGUCUUGCGCCGCCGGGGAGCUCGCCGGAGCAGCUCGAGGGGGCGAUGGAGGUGGACCUUGAGGCAAACGAUAAUCCCUCGGGGACAGAACAACGGCCGAGCGAGCCGGCCUAUUUCGCCAAACUCACGCCGGGCAACUUGCGUAAGAUGUUGAAGGCCAAAGCUAAGAUGUUGAACCAAUCCGACCGGAUCUUCAAGAACCUUAGAGGGCCUAGUCAGGCCGUCGACUCACACCCCUCUCGUUCUCUUCCUUCUGAUCGAAAUCCUGCUGAUGAGGAUGAUGAUGAGGACGAUGAUGAGGACGAUCAGGGCCCCAAAGUCGUCGGCGCUACCGCCCCUAGAUCCGCCGCUGUUCACCCUAACCUUCCCCACUCUUCAUCCGCUUCUCGUAAUGCUGUCGAAUGGAUUCGCUACUUUAAUGCCCCUAAAGGAAAGAAAAUCGCUAUCCCUAUUCGCAUCGAACCGAAAGUUUAUUUUGCUACUGAACGUACAUUCUUUACAUGGUUAGAAUUCUCGACGAUCUUAAGCGGGAUCUCGUUAAGUUUAUUAAAUUUCUCGCCGAUCAACGACCGAACCGGCUUCCGAAUCUCGGUGAUCUUCACGAUCCUUGCGUUACUUUCGAUCGUCUAUUCGACCCUGAUCUUUGUGAAAAGAGUCCACAAGAUUCGCACGCGUCAAGCCAGUGGGUAUUAUGAUCCCGUGGGACCUUCAGUGCUGUGUGCUUGCAUUCUCAUCGCCGUCGCUGUGAACUUCUACCUUCGAUUUUCUGAUCAGAAUGGGCUUCCUAUUCCUUCUACUCCUUCCAUUUAAUCUCCUCAAUCUCCGUUUCUUCUUUCUUUCGUUCAUUUCAUGUUGAGGUUCUCUCUAUUUCACCCCUUGUCAUCGCUCUAUCUUUGAACUCAUUUUUCAAAACUUCAUCAUAAAAAAACAACACACCUAUGGUAUUGCCUUUCUCCUGUCAUUCUAUUAAUCAUCAUUUUCUUAGAGUGUUUUUUUCUUAAUUGGGUAGAAAUAGAGAUGACAUGUAUUUUUUUUCUUUCUUCUCUUUCUAAGUAUCAUAUGUUUUUUUGUUUUUUUGGGUGGGUUGUGGGGCUCUUUUAACUUUUUCAUCAAAAAUUGACAAGAAGAGACACAUUUUCAUGUAAUCAGGCCUUGAGUUGUUUUACUGAAGAUCUCCUUCAUUUUAAUUAAUUAAUAUGUUGUUGGUGGUCACAUACUGUUAGUUUGGUUCAAAAGAUUUAUUUCUUUCUUAGUUCACCAUCUCUUACAAGCAUCUUUCUUUUUUUUCUUUUUCUUUAGUUUGGUAUUCAUCUCACAGUACUAUGUACCUUUUUUUCCCUUCCUGUUAAAUGCAUGUUUUCUAUUGGUACAUGUGUAUCUGCACUUUCCUCAUGUAAAUUAGAUUGAUUUGAAGUCAACCCGG
Molecule: messenger RNA, 3517 nt
Organism: Puccinia graminis f. sp. tritici CRL 75-36-700-3
Lineage: Eukaryota; Fungi; Basidiomycota; Pucciniomycetes; Pucciniales; Pucciniaceae
Exons: 8
Coding region: 223-2904 (893 amino acids)
Cellular component (GO): fungal-type vacuole membrane; vacuolar transporter chaperone complex
Source: RefSeq, a predicted model, not a curated record